CGGCCAGCGUGAAGAACUCGCAGUACAGGUUCAUCAUCGACCCGGAUGGUGUUUGGGUUGUGGUUUUCUGUAACGGAGCCGGCGUUGCGCUUUUUCGCCGCAGUUGGAUUAAUCACUUCUGCAAGGGGCGUAGAUACAUCUGCGCCCGUGACCGGGUGUUAGGUCUACGGCUCCCCGGCUGUGCUUUUGUUGCUGCGUACGGGCCGGCUGACGGGGGGAAGUUCGGGACCGGGCUCACCGUUGAAUGGGAGAAGUUCAAGCUGAAUUUUUGCGCGGUGGUCAGCAGUGUUCGUGAGCGGCCUCUAGAUGAUAAAACAGCAACUGGGCUCACCACAGACAUGCGGGUGCCGGUUUUUUCAGCUUGUGACAAUGUUGGGGUUGUCGG
Amoebophrya sp. A120 is the source of this 385-nucleotide messenger RNA. The record is from the annotation of a GenBank genome assembly. Lineage: Eukaryota; Dinophyceae; Syndiniales; Amoebophryaceae.